Molecule: messenger RNA, 405 nt
Organism: Rotaria socialis
Lineage: Eukaryota; Metazoa; Rotifera; Eurotatoria; Philodinida; Philodinidae
Source: the annotation of a GenBank genome assembly
AUGAAGUGGCCUAUUUGUGGACCAAAACUAUCCCUCUGUUGUACCAUCAUAUCAAUAUGGGGUAUAAUACAAUUCUUGUUAAUGGGUAUAUUUUUUAUUGUACAAGCAGCACCACUCAUAGAUGAUUUCGAUUUCGAUGAUAAGAAUGCAACGGAUACAAAAGUAUUCGAGGAAGGUCUCAAAGCAGCUUUUCAUCAACGUGCUUACAAUUGUUGGAUUGCAGCUUUUCUUUAUGUUGGUUUAUUGAUAUUUACUGCCAUACAAUUUAGAAUUCAUUUAAAACAAUCAUCAAUACCUCCUGUUCCUCCAACAAUUACAUCACCAUUUGCCGGUGUUACAACAGAAGGAAAUGGUAUUAAUUCACAACAUGGAAUACAAUUUAUUAAUGAUCAUAGUGAAACAUAA